AUGGCAGUGCCAGAGAGUUUGGGGCCACCAUGGACUAUCAAUUCGGGUUCAGCGGCUGAACUUCGGCCACGAUUUGAGGGCUUGGAACUUGGAAGUGAGAGAUGCACUCUCUUUUCAACCGGUCAAAGAAAAGCCUUUACCUCCGCAUACCUUCCAAUCUGUCACACACACAAAGACAAGGUGAAAACAAUGGCAAAGGCUGUUGCCCUCGUUGCCUCUGCCCUCUGCUUCUUGGCCCUUGCCAGUCUUGCCCAAUGCCAUGAGAAAAAUCAGUUCCAUAUUGAGGGCAAGGUUUAUUGUGACACAUGCCGCGUCCAGUUUGAGACCAGAAUUAGCGACAACAUUCCAGGUAAUUCCCAUGAUAAUAAUUCAGGUGCUAAGGUGCGCUUGGAAUGCAAGAAUCGUGAGCACGGGAAGAUUACAUACUCCGUCGAAGGUGUCACCGACGCCAACGGCCAAUAUAGCCUGCUGGUGGAAGGAGAUCAUGAGGAGGAAAUCUGCGAAGUGAGAGUCGUCGAGAGUCCACGGGAGGACUGCGCUGAUCCAAUGGAAGGAUUGGAACAUGCCCGUGUCGCCUGUACCGGAAAUAAUGGCUUGCUCACCCCCGUUCGCUAUGCCAACCCUCUCGGGUUCAUGAAGAAGGAAUCUCUCUCCAACUGCAAGGAGGUUCUUGAUGAACUGGGUUUCUUGCCCAUUACCUACUAA
Ilex paraguariensis (yerba mate) is the source of this 705-nucleotide messenger RNA. The record is from the annotation of a GenBank genome assembly. Lineage: Eukaryota; Viridiplantae; Streptophyta; Magnoliopsida; Aquifoliales; Aquifoliaceae.